This is a messenger RNA of Penicillium macrosclerotiorum, 1593 nucleotides long. RefSeq names its product cytochrome P450. Lineage: Eukaryota; Fungi; Ascomycota; Eurotiomycetes; Eurotiales; Aspergillaceae. The record is from RefSeq and is a predicted model, not a curated record. Gene Ontology annotation, molecular function: oxidoreductase activity, acting on paired donors, with incorporation or reduction of molecular oxygen; monooxygenase activity; iron ion binding. The coding region runs from base 1 to 1593 and encodes 530 amino acids. The transcript is spliced from 5 exons.
AUGGCUUUGGUCUCUGACUCCUUGCUUUUCCUGGGAGAGCAUAUUUGGGCUUUCCUCCUCUCUGUUUUGGUGCUCCAUUUUACAAGAAGCUAUUUCACGCCGGGCGUGGCGUCCAUUCCGGGCCCACUAUUAGCAAAGAUAACCAAUUUGUGGAGGUUCAUCGACGUAGCUAAUGGUCAUGCCGAAGUGACGUUGUAUGAAUUGCACCAAAAGCAUGGGGACUAUGUUCGGCUUGGUCCGAGGGUAGUGAGCGUACAGAACCUGGAUGCGCUGAAAACAAUAUACGGAAUUAAUAAGGGGUACGAGAAGACGAACUUCUACCAUGUACAACAACAGCUAGCAAAGGGCAAGCCGACACCCACGCUAUUUACCACAACAGAUGAAGAGUUCCACGCAGCCAUUAAGCGACCCGUCUCAUCGGCCUAUUCAAUGAGUACACUGACUGAGUUUGAGCCCUUCGUGGAUACUACUAUCCAUACACUAUUCAGAAAGCUAGAUGAAUUCGUAGCAGAGAAGAAAGUGUGUGAUAUUGCCACAUGGCUGCAAUACUAUGCUUUUGAUGUGAUUGGUGAGUUGACCUUCAGUAAGCCACUCGGGUUCCUCGAUCAUGGGGCCGACGUGGAUGGAAUUAUCGCUGCACUUGAAAAAAUGCUAGACUACUCGGGAAAGAUUGGACAAAUGCCAUGGCUAGACUAUCUCUUUAUAAAGAAUCCAUUGCGACAGCUUGUUCAGGGUGGCUCAACGGGAGCGGUGGCGCGAUUUGCGCGAGCAAGACUAAACGAGAGACUUCAAGAGUCAGCAUCAGCCAAAAAAGGCCCAGUUGCACCGAUACCACUGCGCAGGGAUUUUCUUGCGCGUUUCCUGGAAGCGAAAAAAGAGCACCCGCAUAUUGUGAAUGACAAUCAGGUCUUUUCUUAUACUGUCAGCAAUAUGAACGCGGGCUCCGAUACGACAGCAAUUUCACUACGAGCUAUUUUAUACUACACACUGAAGAGUCCCAGAGUUAAGAGCAAGCUCUUUAAUGAGCUCAGUACAGCUUACAAGCAAAAACGAAUCACCAUGCCUGUUUCGUGGAAACAAAGUCAAGAGGAACUUCCGUAUCUCGAUGCGGUGAUCAGGGAAGCGCUUCGUCUGCACCCAGCUGUUGGGCUGUUGCUCGAACGUAUCGUCCCACCCUCGGGGCUUCAACUUCCAGAUGGGCCUUUCUUACCAGCUGGGACCAUUGUUGGCGCUAAUCCCUGGAUCAUUCAUCGUCAUGCUAUAUUUGGCAAUGAUGUGGAUUCUUUCAUCCCCGAGCGAUGGAUGCAGGUAGAUGGGGAGACAGAGCUCGAAUUCCAGGUCCGCAGACAGCAGAUGUUACGGGCGACCUUCACCUUUGGGGCUGGGCCCCGGACAUGCAUUGGAAAGAAUAUCAGCCUGCUAGAGAUCUAUAAACUCAUACCCUCGCUUAUACUAAAUUACCAGAUAGAACUCGAACAUCCUAAGCGAGAGUGGGAGACUACUAACGCGUGGUUUGUGCGGCAGAAACACAUGGAUGUUCGGCUGACCUGUCACAAUCCUGGGGCCUUUGAAGUUUGUGGAGGCGAAAAAUAA